UCCUGUGUCUGCAGCUCCGGGUUGCUGCUCAGUGACAACAUGGCUGCGUUCCUGCGAGCUCGGAAAUAUGUCUGCUGUGUUGUCCGCUUCUCCGACCGUGAACUGUAAACGCUAGUGUUGACCGCUUGUGAGGAUAGAAAGACGACUUUCUGGCCACACUGUCAUGGCUGACGACAAUGCAGAUAAUGGAGGCAUGAUUGAGGAGGAGGAGGAUGAGGGUUCAGAUGACCCAAACCCUCAGCUGGAGCUCAGCGCGUUCAGAGCUCAGUGGAUGUCCGAACUCAAACCGAGCUCUGAAGCAGGCGGUGCGAGUAACCCGCUGCGGCGAGAGAAGGGUCGGCAGAGUACGCAGGAAAUCGCUCGUGAGGAAAAAGCCACAGAGCUGUUCUUGAGAGCUGUUCAUGAAGAGCAGAAUGGAGCUGGAUAUGAAGCUAUCAAGUUCUACCGCAUGGCUAUGCAGCUUGUGCCUGACAUUGAGUUUAAAGUCAACUACAGCCGUCCAGACGCGGAUCAAGUUGAAGGAAACUACAGGGAGGAGAAUGACGUUGAUGGAGAAAUUGAGGAUCUAGUUGCCUACUUUGAGCAUCAGCUCACUCUGGAAAACUCCUUUCCAAAGAUCUGCACUCCUGAGAUGGAAAGGAGUCAGAUGCACAUUUCAGCCUUGCCACGGGAAAUCCUGAUGUACAUAUUUCGUUGGGUAGUGUCGAGUGAUCUGGACAUGCGAGCCCUGGAGCAGCUCUCUUUGGUUUGCCGUGGAUUUUACAUGUGUGCAAGGGAUCCUGAGAUUUGGCGUUUAGCCUGUUUAAGAGUGUGGGGACGGAGCUGCACCAAACCUGUACCCUUCAUAUCCUGGAGAGAGAUGUUUCUGCAGAGGCCUCGUGUCCGUUUUGAUGGUGUCUAUAUCAGCAAGACAUCAUACAUGCGUCAAGGAGAGGAAUCCCUGGAUGGAUUUUACAGGGCUUGGCAUCACGUUGAGUACUACAGGUACCUCCGGUUCUUCCCUGAUGGCAGCGUAAUCAUGCUGACCACCCCUGAGGACCCUCUGUCUGUCGUUCCUCGCUUGCGUACUAGGAACACCAGAAUGGAUUCUGUCAUGUUCGGUCAUUUCCGUCUGUCACAAGAGACAGACAAUCAAACCAAAGUUUUUGCAGUUGUCUGCAAGAAGAAGGAGGAGAAAGUGGCCGAAAUUCAAAGGAAUCGGUUCUGCAGGCGGAACCCAGCUCCCGAGGCUGAGCACACCUUCCACGUGGGACUGAAUCUCACCUCUGGGGGGCGUCAGAGUUUCACUAAGCUGGUGUGGAACCACCACUCCUGCCACAUCACUUACAAGCUGUCUGGAGAAACAGUCAUCACUACUUUUGACCUGGACAGGAUGUACGCACCUUUCUUCUUUGCACGUGUGAAGAGUUACACAGCUUUCUCCGAGCAGCCACUCUAAACAUCCUGGCGACCUACACACACGAUCCCUCCUAAGUCUGGAGAUCACACCUGAAGGUCAUUCACCACUUUAACAAAAUGCAUUCUCCUCAACCUGUCUUAUUUGUGCUGCAGCUGGAUUAUAAUGUUAAUCAACCAACCUUCACGUUUCCUACACACAAGCAUGUUACGUUUCAGGUUUACAUGAUAGAAUACUACUUAUUUUUCUGAUUUCAGAAACGAUGAUAAUGCUGAAAGCUAAAAUAAUCACCAACCUGUCCCCCGCUAUUCCCAGCAAUGAAUGUUCAUACUGUUUUUGUUUCAUGGUGCACUUUCUCCCUCAAAUAAACAGUGGUGA
Messenger RNA from Scomber japonicus (chub mackerel), 1774 nucleotides. RefSeq names its product F-box protein 9 (gene fbxo9). The record is from RefSeq and is a predicted model, not a curated record. The transcript is spliced from 13 exons. Gene Ontology annotation, molecular function: protein binding. Gene Ontology annotation, cellular component: SCF ubiquitin ligase complex. The coding region runs from base 164 to 1438 and encodes 424 amino acids. Gene Ontology annotation, biological process: SCF-dependent proteasomal ubiquitin-dependent protein catabolic process. NCBI's taxonomy places the organism in Eukaryota, Metazoa, Chordata, Actinopteri, Scombriformes, Scombridae.